Gadus chalcogrammus (walleye pollock) is the source of this 3104-nucleotide messenger RNA. RefSeq names its product B-cell lymphoma 6 protein-like. Gene Ontology annotation, biological process: regulation of cytokine production; regulation of immune system process; negative regulation of transcription by RNA polymerase II. Gene Ontology annotation, molecular function: protein binding. Lineage: Eukaryota; Metazoa; Chordata; Actinopteri; Gadiformes; Gadidae. The coding region runs from base 28 to 2067 and encodes 679 amino acids. The transcript has 9 exons. The record is from RefSeq and is a predicted model, not a curated record.
CUUAGAACUGGAUUCUCAGAACUGGUGAUGCACAAAGUUUCGAGGAACCUUUUACAAGAUUGCGACGGCAUGGCCACCACAGCUGAUGGCUGCAUACAGUUCACACGGCAUGCGGGAGACGUCCUCCUCAACCUCAACCGCCUCCGCAGCCGCAACAUCCUGACAGACGUCACCAUCCAGGUGGACGGACAGCGCUUCAGCACGCACAAGACCAUCCUGGUGGCAUGCAGUGGGCUCUUCUACUCUAUCUUCAUGGACCCUGAGAAGGCGGACCUCAGUGUGGUCACCUUGGACCACAAAGUGGACCCCACGGGCUUCUCCAUCCUGCUGGACUUCAUGUACACGUCCAGCAUCAACCUGAAUGAGGACCUAGUGGAGGCCACCAUGAGCACAGCCCUCUACCUCCAGAUGGAGCAUGUGGUGGACACCUGCCAGAGGUUCAUCGAGUCCAGGAAACUGCGGAGUUCUCUGAAGCUGCAGUUUGACGGCGAGCUGGGCGGCUCUGGCAGUCUGUCGGCCGAGGAGGUCUGGGCACUGCGGCCCCUCGGCGAGACGGAGACCAACCUGCGCUCCAGCCACACGGUGUCCCCCCCGCAGGGCUCGGCCGCCGCCGCCGCCUACGCCCCGAGCGUGGUCAGCGGCAUCAACACAUCGGGCUCGUACCACGUCUACGCCGCGCCGCCCCGCGCCGCCGCCGCCGCCGUCCUGGGCCGGCAGCAGCAGCAGGCGGAGGCGCGCCUCCUCAGUGGCCUCCCGAGGGAGGGGGUCUCGUCGUCCCAGACGCCCUGCCCCUCCUCGCCGCCCGGUGCCAACGUCCCCGUGGCCCCGCCCACGCCCAGCUCCACCCACCACGGCGAGGCCAGCCUGAGGAGGAGCGCGGCGGUGGCCAAGGAGGAGCCCGGCGCGGUCCAGUGCCCGCUGGCGCCGCCCACUCCGGGCUUCGGGAAGGGCGUGAUCUGCAGCCCGCAGAGCCCGCUGCGCUCCGACGGCCACCCCAACUCCCCCACCGAGUCCAGCAGCAGCAGGAACGCCAGCCUCGAUCUCAAGAGGCCCUCGGCGGGCGGGGAGGACACCGCCGCCGCCACCAAGGCCCGCAACUGGAAGAAGUACCGCUUCAUCGUCAUGAACCAGGCGGCCGACGGCGGCGAGCGCGGGGCCGAGGGCUCCGACGGCGGCGAGCGCGGGGUCGAGGGCUCCGGCGGCGGCGGCGGCGAGUUCUUCGGGACGUCGUCGAGUCACUACCAGAGCGGGCGGUCGGACACCAGCGGCGAGGGGCCGGCCGGAGAGGCGGGGCCAGAUGACCGGGGGUUCCCCGUGUCUCCCAUGGCUCGCCGCGCUGAAAGCAGCUGCCGGGACAGCAGCCACCUGAGAUGCUCGUCGUGUGGUUAUGACAGCCCCCAGGGGGUCGGGGACAUGGAGCCCUACUCCCCCGGCUCCUACAGCAGUGAGGACACCAACAAGGCCCUCUCUGAGAACUACCACUCCAGCUCUGAAAGCCACACGUUCUUCUGCAACGAGUGUGACUCCAAGUUCACCGAGGCGGACUCCCUGAAGAGCCACAUGCUCCAGGACCACAGCGACAAGCCCUACAGGUGUGACUGCUGCCAGGCCGCCUUCCGCUACAAGGGCAACCUGGCCAGCCACAAGACGGUCCACACUGGGGCCAAACCGUACCACUGCAACAUCUGUGGUGCGCAGUUCAACCGGCCAGCCAACCUGAAGACCCACACGCGUAUCCACUCAGGAGAGAAGCCGUACAAGUGUGAGACCUGCGGCUCACGCUUCGUACAAGUGGCCCACCUCCGCGCUCACGUGCUGAUCCACACCGGGGAGAAGCCGUACCCCUGUGUGAUCUGUGGCACCCACUUCCGCCACCUCCAGACACUCAAGAGCCACAUGCGCAUCCACACGGGCGAAAAACCCUACCAUUGUGAGAAAUGUGACCUCCACUUCAGACACAAGAGCCAGCUGAGGCUCCACCUGAGGCAGAAACACGGGGCGGUCACCAACACCAAGGCCCCCUACCGCCGCGCCCCCUCUGCCCUCGGGGUCUCUGCCUCCUCCUGAUCCCCGUUACCACCGCCCCCUGGAAGAUGUUCUAACAAAACGGUGGUCUUAGUAAUCUACAACUGUGUUGUAUUUUCUCUUAAAUGUGAACAAGGUGUUAAAAAAAAAAAAAGAAAAGGCAAUCAUAUAUCCUAUGUUUGCCUUUGUUAAAGAAAUUCACCCUGUAUGGGGUCUUGCAAAAAUUGACCGUUACGAGAAAUGUAUGUGGCUUUCUUUUUCUGUGAGAAUGACCAAUAUUGAAUGUACACACGUGGAUUGUGGCAUUGUGCGUAUUUUGUUAGUGUAUUUACUGUGCGUGAUCGUUUGGAGGCAGUGUUGCUGUUAAAGGAAUGUGUCAUUCCUGAUCAAAGUGUGGUGAUGCAGUGUUAUCUACCCUAAAUGCGGAGAGGAGAGGGGCCCUGCCCUGAUUUAGUGCUGAAAGGUGCCUCGUUUCUUGGCUAGCUUAUUUUCUGUAAAAGAUAAUAUAUAUGUCUAUCUAUAUGGGCAGAUGCCAUCUGCUGGCAGACUUCAUAAGUUUUGUUUUUUUGCUAAUGUUUCAUGUCUUACUGCGAUAGAUAUUUCCUUAUUUUUGAGCAAAAAUUACCGUGUACGUUUUUCAGAUGUUCUUGUACAAAUGCAGUAUAUUGACAGUGCCUUAAGAGUUGUUUUGUACACGCUUGUCUGGUACUUGUUGUCAAGCUUAUUUUAAAUAGUGUAAAAAGCUGUAAAUACACCAGAGCGCAAGCUAAAACAUCCUCAGGAAUGUAAGCAGUAUCCAAUGUAUUUGUUUUUAACCAGAGUUUAUAUAAAUGUUUAUAUAGUUAUAUAUAUAAAAUAAAUGCAUUAUGAAAAAAAAUCUGUUGUGGUACAAUUCUUUUACAAAAUAGGCUAAAUGCUCAAUGACAAACAUGAGCAAAUCGAUAAUUGAGAGUGGCAGGAAUCCUUCCAACUUGGCUGGAGCUUAGUUUUAAGGGUGCUGACAUGUUUGGCUACUUUCCCACUGUUGAACUUCAAGAUAAUUGCCAUUUGAUUAAUAAGUGAUUAAACAAUCCAAAAAG